GACAGCCAUGGCCAAGGCCAUUGAUGAAAUGUCAACUUAUCUGACUCCUAAGAUCAUCACAGGUGAAGGUAAUGACGUGUUUCAUGUAGAAUGGGAUAACCUAAACAAAAUUACCACCAAUGUCCAUGGACCCAACAUUGUGAAUAGUACAGCUGGCAUCAUGAUUCAAGAGGUGAAACCUGGUUUCAAGACGACACAGGAGAGGAUGCUGCCUCUUAAAGCCAAAGAAAAUAAUCGGUCACUCAAGGUUGAUACUCAAAACACCCUGCCUCCUCUACAUAUUUACAAUCGAGUUGGUCCAAAAUUUCCAGAUGGCACUGUGUUGAUACCUCCAGUGGAGAAUGACACAGUGUACAAGGAAUGUUUGAUGGAAUAUCGUGUGUGGAUCUUAUUGCGGAUGAUGGGAAGCAGUGGAAAUCAGCCAGUUCCUGCAUUUGGUGGAUUCAUCUCAGCAACAGGAACCAAGCCUGCCAGGAAGUCUUCUAUAGAUUAUUUCACUCCAAUCAACCAGCCAUCCACAGAGUACUCUGUUAUCCAGGAACUGUUGAGGCAAUCUGAAGAAGCCACGGCUGAGGUUGGACAGAAAUACGUCCUCAGCACAUUUGACCUCGGUGGGUGCAUGAAGGCGCUUCCCCUCAUAUGGAAAUUUCCAGAGAGAUACAAGUUGCAUGUUAUCACUCCAAGUGCAUUCCACACUGGAAUGAAUUACAUGGGCAUGGUAACCGGACACAAGUUCCGUGGGUCAGGCUAUGCUGAGGUCAUCCUCAAGGCUGGCCUGAUCACCAGUGGCUGCUUGAACAGUGUUCUCAGUGGGAAGGCUUAUGCAAAAGCACUGUUCUGCCUGAAGACCGUCUGUGAGGCGAUGGAACGGCUGCUUAUGGAAAGGUUUGUGGAGGAGGAAAAUAUCCAGGUAGAAAAUACAAUGUCCCUUCUGAACCUGGUGAAGUCCUGCAACCGAGAGCAUCUUAACCUUGCCAUGCAGGACACCUCUACCGUCACCAUCAUCAACAAGUAUAUUGAGUUUGAGGACAAAGUGGGUGCCAAUCAUCUGGGCAAGACUGGAAACUUCUGGUUUGGCUUCAUCAAACACGUCCGCCUCAUCCUCAUGCUAAUCUACUCUGUCAAGACCAACAACCUCAAGCUCUUUCACAAGUGCAAUGGGGACAUGGCUAAUCUGUUCUUCGCGUUUGAUGGGCAGAACUACUCCAGGUAUUUGGUCUGGUUAGAGGUGUUCCUCACCAACCUCGAGCUGUCUCACCCUGGUGCAAAGGACCUUCUUGAGAGGGGUGGCAUCUCAGUAGCACGCUCACUCAUUCCUGGUGCACUUAGUGCAGUGGACAAGACCAUGGAGGAAACGUUCAUGAAGUUUGCUAAGUCAACAGGUGGUCUAGGGGGACUGUUCUCCAUGUUUGGUGCCUAUCAACACUGGUGCCGCACCACAUCUGCUCGCACCCAGUAUUUUGAGAGGCUGCUUGAGAUGUGUGGACUCAUUGAUGACACAGAUUGUCCUACUAAGGCAAGAAAGCAUCGUGAACUUGAGGCAGCUGAGAUAAAGAAAAGUGAGGAGGCAGUCCAGAGAACACUCAGUGCUAUCCGAAACUUCAUUGACCCCUUCACUGUUAGUGAUAAAGAUCACCUCUACAACAUAGCAUCUGGUGCUCCUGUUCCUCUUGAGGUCGAGAUAGAUAUGAUGCGAGCUGACACAGUUGGCAUGGAAGCAAAGGAGGCAUUCAUCAAGGAUCGUUUCCAAAAUGGUAAUCCUGAAGAGACCUUCUUUGAACCCAUCAAGAGACAGAAGCUGAAAACGAUGGAGGCUUCCAACAAGACGAUUAAACUAACCACCUCACAGGGAAAGCUCAUCCAGUACAGUGAACAGAGCAACUUGGCCUUCAUGCUUCUUGUGAAGUCACAGCUCCUUAAGGAACCUCUCAACAUUGAUGAACUGAUGCGAUACUCCCUCACUCCUGUCCCUCCCAGCCUUGGCACUGCUGAUGGAUUUUUUGCCAAAUCAAAUAAGGCCUCUAUGUUGCACUUUUUGCUGGAAGACUCACCUGAGGAAGUUCCCUACCCAAAAGAUGCGUUUUACAUACAAGAUGGCAUGGCAUUAUUCCACACACUUGUUAAUCUGCCAGAAACGUGGUGAAAUUUGCCUCCAGGUGCUGGACCAGAUGGUUGCCAAAAAAAAUUUUGUGUUCUCAACUGACUGCUAUCAUGCAGGGUCUGUCAAAGCACAGAAGAGAUUGCGGCGUGGCUCAUCUCAAAAACACAUCAUAGGUGGCCCAUCCACUAGGAAGCUUGUUGACUUCAAACAGUUCCUAACCAAUGAUGACAACAAGCAGCAACUCUGCCAGCUACUUCUCCAGGUGUGGGUGAGCAAAGCUGCAGUGACACGACUCGAGAAGUGUGGCAUGGCGAUUGCCAUUGUGGAAGGAAAAGUACAACAUCUGGAAACAUCUCAUGGCGAAGUGAGGAUGCAUGAGAUCAGUGAGUUGUCGUCAGACCAGGAGGAGACAGAUACCCAGGUGGUUCUAUACCUACACUAUGCAGCCUCUCAAGGAUACAAGUCAGCCGUUGUGAGGACUCCUGACAGUGACAUAUUUUUUAUUUUGCUCCACCACUCACACUCCAUUGGUCUCACCAUCUUCCUGGACAUCGGAGUGGGCAAGCACCGCCAGCUUGUCAAUGUUACUGAGCUUGCCAAGUCACUUGAGCCUGAGUACUGCACAACACUUUUAGGGUUCUACGUGUUCACAGGUGAGGACUGCACUAGUGCCUUCAAGGGUAAGGGCAAAGUGGCCCCCCUAAAGAAGCUGCAGAUGAAUCCAAAGUUUCACAAGGCUUUUAGGUAAGUAAUCCAUGUUGCCUUAUGCAAAAACUUAAAUGCAAGCUGUCUACAAUUAAAGGAUUAUUGCUGAAAUUGAAAACCAUUUAUUACAUUUUAAGAGAGCAUAUCCAUGGAUUUUCUGUUCAGGCAACUUGGUGAUGACUGGGUGGUGAAACCAGAGGUGGUGGCAGAUGUGGAAGCCUUUACCUGCCUCAUGUAUGGUCAGGGGCGGGAGAAGUCCAUAGAUGUGGUCAGAACAAAGAUGCUAAGGAAGAUGGUGGGAGAGGAUGAAAAACUGACCACCAAAUCCAAAAUUGACCUGGCUUGCCUUCCACCGUGUAGGAAUAAUCUUAUUCAUCGUAUUGGUUGGGUCAAUUACAGACUGGCCAACAAUAAGCGUGCCAACCAGCCUCAAUUUGAUAAACCAAAGCCUCAUGAUGAUGGCCAGGGAUGGAUGUUGACGGAGGAGGGUGUGUUGGAGCCACUGUGGUCAUGCGGACCUAUCUUGCCUUCCUCUCUCAUUGAUUGGAUUGAAGAAGUGUUUGAGGAAAAGGAUGGUGAAGAAGAGGACAACCUGGGAAUAGACUAUGACCACCUUGUUGAUGAUGACCAUUAAGCUCAAACCAUAAAGUUUUUGUUUAAUAUAUUAAUUCAUCAAUGAAUCCAUUUCAAAGUCCCUCUCCUCACCCACAAAGCCCUCCAGAACCAGGCCCCCUCCUACCUCACCGACCUGCUCCACCACCACACUCCUCGCAGUCUUCGAUCCUCUGAUGCCAACCAACUACAGAGCCUUCUCCAUAGCUGCCUCCUCCCCCUGGAUCUCUUUACCCAUACACAUCUGAGACUGCACCAAUCUGCCCAUGUUCAAAUCUCUGAUCAAAACCUCUUCAAACCUGCUUUUAAUGUGUAAUUAAUGUUUGUUUUCAUGUGUUUAGUGCCUUGUUCUUUUAAGUUUGAUCUUUUAUCUUGUAAAGUGUCUUUGAGUAGCCUAAAAAGCGCUAUAUAAAUCAAAUGUAUUAUUAUUAUUUUUUAUUAUUUUUAUUAUUAUUAAUUAAUUAAUUAAUUAAUUAAUUAAUUAAUAUUUUUGAUUGAUUCAUUGAUUGAUUUAUUAAAAUUGGUUCAUUUAUGUAUGUAUGAUGUAUGAUUCAAGCAUUAUGGUUAUCCCUCAUUUUGACCUGUCUAUCACAAAUUUGGGAGUAGACAUAGCUCUAACGGUCUCCCAGACUUUAUUUUUUUAGUUACAGCAACAUGUAACCAAUCAAAUGAAAGCUUAGAGUGCUGGGCAGUUUUCUAUAGCUAUUAAAAAGCUGAUGUUUCUCACCAAAUACCGACAAAUUGGUAAGAUUUCCUAUAGGUCAUAGCUUUUUUCAUAUUUUUUCUGCUAAAUUUUGCAAAGAAAAGCCAAUUAUGCAUAGACAUACAUUUUAAAUCAUUAAAAUAACCAUUUUAAUUGAUUUCUCAUGCUUAAUUUAUGCAAAAAAGAUGGUUUAUUUGUCUCUGUACAAUAUAUGGUUCAAAAGUCGUGGAUACAUUUGAUUUUUAAUUAUUUCCAUAUAUUCCGAUUGACGGAAUUCGAAAUUACGAGGACUACCCUUUUUCGCGAUGGGAACAUCAAAAUUCAUUAUCUACAGACCUUCACGAUUCCAAAAAUAUAGGUUUCAUUUAGAAAUCCACCGUGACCAUGGGGACCCCCCCUUCCUACUAGACUAUAACCACCACACCACAUGUUUGUUUACCAUCUAGCUCUGCUUUCCAAAGCGCGGCCGAAAUAUCGCAAGAACAAGCAGCGAUCUCAUACCGUGCCUGAAAUCUCGCGAGCUCUAGAUAAAGCCCAGCUGGAUACCACUCCAGGUGGAGAUGUCUCGUCCUCGGUCACAUCCAGACAUUGAAAAUAAGGCUGCAACCGGUCCCAUUCCUUGCAACAGAGGCAUUCCUCUUCUGUGGGCAUUGGGGCACAGCAUUCACAGGUACACCACCAAUAUCCAGAGCUACGCAGCCUUGCAGCAGCCAUUCCUCCUCUCUCAUCCUCUACCUGUUGCGCCUGUCUCUCUCUCCACCUCCGUUCUUCAAUUUCACGAAGUUCUUCGUGAGUGUAAUCUGGCUCAAAUAAAUAAGGGCGGCCAUCAAACUCUGCAAAAUCAAAUUCCUCCUCCACAAAGUUGAAGUCUGGCAAAAAGUCAGCCAUUAUUCUAUAAAUCUUUCAUAAAAUAAAUGAAUGAACUUUUCAGGCUACUGUCUGGUUCUCCUUCCAGCUGUUGCUGCUUGUUAUCGCGAGAUUUCAGGCACGGUAUGAGAUCGCUGCUUGUUCUCGCAAUAUUUCGGCUGUGCUUUGGAAAGCAGAGCUAGAUGGUAAACAAACAUGGCAGCAUACCGGUAAGGUAAGACAACACGUUUACAUGUCAUUUUCUAUAUGUUCUCUGACAUUUAUCCUAACGAUAUGAGGCGGUCUUUGUGGAAAAAAAGCUUGUUUAGUGGACUAACUAUGCACUUGAAGGUUGCCCGUUCACUUACGUUUUAACAGGUCUGACACUACUAUGUGUCCCGGCUGUAUCUAGGCUAACGGCUAACAUGCUAACUAUUAUUUUUAUGUCACUAGUCACUUGAAAUAAAUUUAGGACGAUAGGAGACAGGUUGAAAUAAACCUCCUCCUUUUCCUGAGAUGCUCUGCACUUCUAAGAACUGCUAGCCUGCUUCUCAACUCCUCUUGCAACACAUUAAUUCCCUCCCUUUCUUCUUCUGUAGCCUUUUUCCACUGCUUUCUUAACUGUCUCCUUUCCUUUACUAACUUCUCUAUUUCUCUUUGCCGCCUAGACUUACCUGACUGUACCCACUCACCCCUCUUUCUCUCAUGCACCCCUAACCUCUCUGCACCAUAUGAGUAAAUUCCCAGCAAGCAAUAGUUGUGAUUUAAACGUAUUGGCUAUAUUUAGCUCUGAUUUAGUCUAGCUACAUGUAACCCAAAUCCAGCCGAUUUAAUUUUGGAAUUGAUUAAAUGUAAUUUUCGCUAUUGCAGAUGGCGUGCGGUAUGAUAUUCAAUCACGUAUGGAGAGUUAACAGUAAUUAACAUAUGUUUAUCUCCAUUUUUUGGACAUGGUCUGUACAUAGCCGUAUAAUUGAUGACGUCUACACUUCUUGUAGACAGCUAUUAGACGUUUUUUAAACCAAAAAAUGCUUGCUGGGCUCCCAUCUUUUCUAACUUUUCUAUCGCAUUUCCUCUAAGCCUGCUUAAGAUUACUGAUAAUUCUCUAUUGACUAUCUCCCAUUCUUUACUGUCAUUUGCCCUAGGCCAUCUAACUCUAACCUUUUGCUCCAUGGUUCUCUCUCUGACUGGCAUACUGACCUCAGUGUCACCUGCAUCCUCUCUUACUACCCCCUCCUUCUCCUCCUCAGUGGCAGUGUUACUCAUAUCCUGUGAACUGUGGUUUUCUACCUGUCGCUGGACUUCAUCCGACUGACUCGACUGACUUCUUAGGAAGUACUGAUCAAUGCAGCUACUCUGCCCUUUCUUUGCCACAUACUUCUUAUUUCCCUGAUGAUUUUUGAGGACUUUUAUUGAUGUUACUUUCUGCCAGCCGCAAGGACAAACCUGAAGCAUCUUGUUCUUGACUGUGCUAAUUUUGUCCUCUACAGAUGCACUCGCCUUGCCCUGAGUGCUGCUAAUUCUAGCCCAGGUGGAUAGGUCCGUGCCCCUAUCCUUCACUGAGUCACAGAUCCAAUGCAUAGUCGUGUCUGUUCCAAUGUCUGUUACCGUGUAAUCCACCUGUCAGUCAUUUUACACCCCAGCUCUCGCUGACUCUUGGGGUAUUUUCCCUAUGUUGGCUGUAGCUAAUUUUGGUUGUAGCUAGGCUGCUGGCCUCACCACUGCUACCAUGGGCUGCUAGCCCAUGCCAGCACCUUUGGGGUCUUUUCCCUCCUGUCAGCUGCCUUUCCAAGCGGUCACACGGUCUUUCCCUUGUUGUCAGCUGUUCUAUUCACAGCAGUCACUAGCUGGGCUAGUUCUAAAUUCAAAUAAACACAAGAAGUUUGUGCUCUAGAGAAAGAAUCAAUAUUAUCACGCAUCCCUAAUACU
Epinephelus fuscoguttatus (brown-marbled grouper) is the source of this 6893-nucleotide messenger RNA. RefSeq lists its product as uncharacterized. The transcript is spliced from 5 exons. Lineage: Eukaryota; Metazoa; Chordata; Actinopteri; Perciformes; Serranidae. The record is from RefSeq and is a predicted model, not a curated record. The coding region runs from base 8 to 2143 and encodes 711 amino acids.